AUGUCGGUGGACUCGACCAACCCGACGCCAGGGUCGCCCAACUCGGUCUUCUUGACCGAGACCAAGCUCCGAGGCCAUGAUUUUCCCACGAAAGAGCUCGCGGAGCUCGAGCCGCUCGUCUCGGGCGUCUCGCUGAUGUCGCAGUCAACGCUACUGCUCAAGAAGCGCAAGGAGCUCCGCGAAGUCAACGACGCGCUCGAAUUUAUGAAGGAGGAGUACGCGCAGCGCGUCGAGUCAUGUGCCGAGCGCCAGCGCGAGUUUGAGCGCAAGCAGCAAGAAAUGCGGGAUCAAGUGAGCAAGUUUGAAAAGUUUAUCAAAGAGAACGACUCGAAGCGGACGCGCGCCGAGCUCAAGGCCAAGACCGAGCACCGAUCGAGCGAGCAAAACGACGUGCGCAAGAAGCAGCUGUUUGCGCAGUAUGAGAAGGACGUCUCGCAGCGGGAGGCGCUGGAGAAGAAGCGCGACCAGCUACUCAAGUACCGCACGUACUUGGACAGCGCGGUCGAGGCGUCCGAGCAAGAGUACGAAGAGAUUGCCGACAUUCUGAACCGGUAUGCGACCUUGGUCGACGCCAACAAGGACCUCCAGGUGCAGGUGCAGAGCGCCGAGUCGCAGAUUGACCGACUGCGGCAAGAGCUGCGCACGUUCAAAACCGAAAUGGAAAACAACAUUUUGGUGCAAAACAGCGAAAUCCACGGGCACCAGCAACAUUUGGAACGCAUUCGCGGCGAGACCUUCCAGCUCGACUUGGACCGUGGCCGCGACGAUCGCACGUACAACGACCGGUCGCGCGAGUCGGGGCAGAUCAUUUUGGCGAUCAAGAACCUCUACAACCGGUGUCGCACAAGCUUGGGCGGCAAAAUUCCGCCCGUGACGGACCAGUCGUCCGACACGAUGGUGUACAUGAGCAACGUGCUCAAGGUCGUCGCUGAGCGCAUCGUCGAUCUCGAGUACAUCACGGCUGCGUACGAGCCCAAUAACCCGGUCGAGACCAAUGCCAGCGCCGCCAAGGCGACCAAAGCGCUGGCCAAGAAAGCGGCGGCGACAACCUAG
This is a messenger RNA of Saprolegnia diclina VS20, 1053 nucleotides long. RefSeq lists its product as hypothetical. Bases 1 to 1053 code for a protein of 350 amino acids. The transcript is spliced from 5 exons. The record is from RefSeq and is a predicted model, not a curated record. NCBI's taxonomy places the organism in Eukaryota, Oomycota, Saprolegniomycetes, Saprolegniales, Saprolegniaceae.